Hibiscus syriacus is the source of this 370-nucleotide messenger RNA. RefSeq lists its product as uncharacterized. Bases 59 to 370 code for a protein of 103 amino acids. The record is from RefSeq and is a predicted model, not a curated record. NCBI's taxonomy places the organism in Eukaryota, Viridiplantae, Streptophyta, Magnoliopsida, Malvales, Malvaceae. The transcript has 7 exons.
ACAGUGUAUUCGAGGACUCUCAUAUUUGUCUGCAGAAAUCAGCUUCUGGACAGCGGUGAUGUUGGGCGCUUUAAGGAGAAAAGUUGCGACCGGAGGUUCAUCAGCUUCGGUAUUAGGGAAGUCCUUGCAGGUGAUUCGGCAGAGCGUUUCAGCAUCUAGAGUGUCUUCAAAUGUUGGAAAAGAGAUUAUGUUUCUUCAGCCGAGGGGAAUUGUCCAUGUCCGCAACUUCUCUCAUCUUGUUCUACCAGGCUCUUCUGCUGACUUGACAAAGACAAGGGAUGUCAUCUCUAGCAUUCAGUCGGAGACUAUCAUGCAAAAGUCAUGCAAGGCUUUCUCUUCUGGCGAUGGUGAUCUGGUUGAUGUUGUUUAA